Molecule: messenger RNA, 1489 nt
Organism: Psylliodes chrysocephalus
Lineage: Eukaryota; Metazoa; Arthropoda; Insecta; Coleoptera; Chrysomelidae
Source: the annotation of a GenBank genome assembly
GUUUUUGUUUAAAAUUUAUUUGAAUUAAAUUCUUAUCAUUAUUUAAUAUUUUGCAAUGCUGUUUUAUUUAAAGAAGUAAAUCAUUGCUGAAAGAUAAUUUCAAAACAAGUUACAUUUAGUGAUUAUCAUAUCUUGCAAUAGUACCAUAUUUUCUUUAUCCAAGUAUAUAUUUUCAAAAAAUUAGAACUGAUUAUUUAGAAAAAAUUAUACCAUGUCUUUAAAUAAUUUAACAAGAAUUAGUAAAAAUGGACUAGAAACCAUUUUUAAAAGUCUAAAUAAAAGAACCAUAUUGUCCCGGAAGGCUUCCAGUUUGGCUUCCUUUAAUUGGCAAGAUCCAUUGAAUUUAGAAUCUUUAUUAACAGAUGAAGAAAAGCUAGUAAGAGACCAAUUUAAAUCAUAUUGUCAAGAAAAAUUAAUGCCAAGAGUAAUAGAAGCCAACAGAAAUGAAGUAUUUCAUAGAGAAAUAAUGAAUGAAAUAGGCCAGUUAGGAGUAUUAGGUUGUACAUUAAAAGGUUAUGGAUGUGCUGGCGUGUCAAGUGUGGCUUAUGGUUUAUUGACAAGGGAGGUAGAAAGAGUUGACAGUGCAUAUAGAUCUGCAGUUAGUGUCCAAUCUUCAUUAGUUAUGGGUGCAAUAUACAACUACGGAAGUGAAGAACAAAAACAACAAUACAUUCCAAAACUAGCAAAAGGUGAAUAUAUUGGAUGCUUUGGUUUAACGGAACCCAAUCAUGGAAGUGACAUUGGGUCAAUGGAAACCAGAGCAAAAUAUGAUCCAUCAUCUAAAACUUACACAAUCAAUGGAAGCAAAACCUGGAUAACAAAUUCUCCUAUAUCAGAUAUCUUUAUUGUUUGGGCUAGAUGUGAUGAUUCUAAAGUAAGAGGUUUUAUAAUUAAUAAAAAAGAAUUCGGAAAAGGACUUGAAGCACCAAAAAUUCAGGGAAAAUUUUCUUUAAGAGGAUCUACAACAGGUAUGAUACUUAUGGACAAUGUAAAAGUACCUGAAGACCAUUUACUACCGAACGUCACUGGAAUGAGUGGGCCGUUUGGAUGUCUAAACAAUGCACGUUACGGCAUAGCAUGGGGUGCUCUUGGAGCAGCUGAAAGCUGUCUAGAGAUUGCUAGAAAUUAUACAUUAGAAAGAAAACAAUUUAAUAAACCUCUAGCAGCUAAUCAGUUGAUACAGAAAAAGUUGGCUGACAUGAUGACUGACAUUUCAUUGGGUCUUAUGGGCUGUUAUCAAGUUGGUCGCUUGAAGGAUAAAAAUAUGCACUCUCCUGAUAUGAUCUCCAUGUUGAAGAGGAAUAACGCUGGUAAAGCUUUGGAAAUUGCUAGAGUAGCAAGAGAUAUGCUAGGUGGUAAUGGAAUAUCUGACGAAUAUCACGUUAUUAGACAUGUCAUGAACUUGGAAGCAGUCAAUACAUACGAAGGUACACACGAUGUUCAUGCAUUGAUUUUGGGACGUGCAAUAACUGGUAUAGCAGCUUUUUAA